Messenger RNA from Pseudophryne corroboree (corroboree frog), 7618 nucleotides. Its product is annotated as cytochrome c oxidase assembly protein COX11, mitochondrial. The record is from RefSeq and is a predicted model, not a curated record. The transcript is spliced from 4 exons. Gene Ontology annotation, cellular component: mitochondrial inner membrane. NCBI's taxonomy places the organism in Eukaryota, Metazoa, Chordata, Amphibia, Anura, Myobatrachidae. Bases 16 to 489 code for a protein of 157 amino acids. Gene Ontology annotation, molecular function: copper ion binding.
AACUCUCCAGCUGUGAUGUGGAAGGCGACUGGCCUUGGUGGAGCAGCUGUAGCUGGACACAGCUCAGACCAGAUUGAGUCUAUGGAACCUGUGAAGGACCGGGUAAUUAAAGUAACAUUUAACGCAGACGUACAUGCUAGCCUGAACUGGAACUUCAGACCUCAGCAAUUGGAAAUAUAUUUGGUCCCAGGCGAAACAGCAUUAGCGUUUUACAAGGCAAAAAAUUCUACUAGCAAACCAGUCAUUGGAAUUUCCACAUACAAUGUGAUACCCUAUGAAGCGGGACAAUACUUUAACAAAAUUCAGUGCUUUUGCUUUGAAGAACAGCGACUUAAUCCACAUGAAGAGGUGGACAUGCCAGUGUUUUUCUUUAUUGACCCAGAGUUUGCGGAAGACCCCAGAAUGGCAGGAGUGGACACUAUCACAUUAUCAUAUACGUUUUUUGAAGCCAAGGAUGGCCAUAAAAUUCCAGUUCCAGGCUACAGCUGAAUAGUUACUAACCUUUUUGUGGACUGUGCAUGUCUUCUGCCAAUCACUGAUAGUAAUUAUUUGAAAAGACAAGAACUGUAACUUAUUCUGACUAUUCCACACAUGAGAAACAAAAUGGAUGCAAGUAUUUCUCAGCAGAUUAUUAUAGCCCAUAUUUUAUUAGUCAGGCAUCUCAAUCAUACCUCCAAAUUAUAACUGAAAGCCUACAUAUGUGUAACAAAUUAUAGUACAGAUUUUUAUUUUUUUUAUUUAUCUUUUUUGUUUAAAAUUACUAUUGCAGUGGUUUCUAACCUUUUUUGUUUUGUGUUUUUUUUUUUCUUUUAAAUGUGCCAUUGCAAAGAAGAAAUUAUUUUAUGAUAUACUAUGUGGAGUUUUGAUACCCUUUAUACUACCAUGAUUGUACUACAGUACACAUUAUUUCACUUGAGUUUCAUAAAAAAAAAAAAAAUGAGCCUAGAAUCUCUUCCAUACUUUACUUGGGAUAAGUGUAAUGUUUUGUGUACAUAGGUGCACUUUCCCUGCAUUCUGUAGAGAAUAGUUCACAUAUGUUGACUAUCUCCUUUGGGUCAUUCCAUGCCAGUUCACCCAGGCAUGACACCCACCGACUUGGAUUUUCAUGAUCCUUUGUACACUUGAUACUACCACAGAGCUACUAACCCAUGUCAAAUUUUUCUGCUCUAGGCCUCACAGAUUUUGAGAUAGAGGGUGUCAUAAUUUUGAAAAAUUGCUGGGGAAUGCCACUCCUGAUGCUCUGUUUUUCUGAGGUGUAUCUGGAAAAAAAAAUCACAUCUCGGUGCCUGAUUCACAUAUCACUUUGAAAUUUGGACCCUUUGUCAAUUGAAAUAUGGAUUUUCUGUAAAAAAAAAAAAAAUUUUUUGCAAUCUUGCUUAACUCUGAGAGUUCAUUAUACAUUCCUUUAUGUCACACUUUUUUAUUUGGUGCAGAAAAAAAAGUGGGUUCAAUUAGCAUUAUGAACCUAAGGCAGAUGAGUUAUGUCCCUUUUCUCUAACGUCCUAGUGGAUGCUGGGGACUCCGUAAGGACCAUGGGGAAUAGACGGGCUCCGCAGGAGACAGGGCACUUUAAGAAAGAAUUUGGAUUCUGGUCUGUUCUGGCUCCUCCCUCUAUGUCCUUCCUCCAGACCUCAGUUUGAAUCUGUGCCCGGACGAGCUGGGUGCUACUUAGUGAGCUCUCCUGAGCUUGCUAAAAAGAAAGUAUUUUGUUAGGUUUUUUAUUUUCAGAGAGAUCUGCUGGCAACAGAAUCUCUGCUACGUGGGACUGAGGGGAGAGAAGCAGCCCUACUCUCUGCAGAUAGGUCCUGCUUCUUAGGCUACUGGACACCAUUAGCUCCAGAGGGAUCGUACACAGGAUCGCACCCUUGGUCGUCCGAUCCCGGAGCCGCACCGCCGUCCCCCUCGCAGAGCCGGAAGACAGAAGCCGGUGACAGAAGCAAGAAGACUUCGAAAUCUGCGGCAGAAGACUCCAGUCUUCAUAUGAGGUAGCGCACAGCACUGCAGCUGUGCGCCAUUGCUCCCACACUAAACCCACAUACUCCGGUCACUGUAAGGGUGCAGGGCGCAGGGGGGGGGUGCCCUGGGCAGCAAUUAGAGACCUCUUUGGCAAAAGUUUGCAUAAUAUACAGUUGGGCACUGUAUAUAUGUAUGAGGCCCCGCCAAAAUUGUACAUAAAAGCGGGACAGAAGCCCGCCGUCGAGAGGCCGGGGCUUCUUCCUCAGCACUCACCAGCGCCAUGUUUUUUCUCCACAGCACCGCUGAGAGGAAGCUCCCCAGUCUCUCCCCUGCAGUUACACGGUAGAAGAGGGUAAAAAGAGAGGGGGGGCACAUAAUUAGGCGCAAAAAUCAAUAUAAACAGCAGCUACUGGGUUAACAUUAAGUUACUGUGUUAGUCCUGGGUUAAUAGCGCUGGGGUGUGUGCUGGCAUACUCUCUCUCUGUCUCUCCAAAGGGCCUUAUGGGGGAAUUGUCUUCAGAUGAGCAUUCCCUGAGUGUGUGGUGUGUCGGUACGUGUGUGUCGACAUGUUUGAGGUAAAAGGCUCCCCUAAGGAGGAGAUGGAGCAAAUGUGUGUGAGAGGGUGUCUCCGUCGACAACGCCGACACCUGUUUGGAUAUGUGUAAUUAAGUGCUAAGGUGAAUUUAUUGCACAAAAGAUUAGAGAACAGACAGGAAAUCUACCCAUGUCUGUCCCUAUGUUGCAGAGACCUUUAGAGUCUCUCAAUGCUCACUAUCCAAAAUAAUAGACACUGAUAUCGACACGGAGUUUGACUCCAGUGUCGACUACGAUAAUGCAAAGUUACAGCCAAAAUGGCAGAAAAGUAUUCAAUAUAUGAUUAUUGUAAUAAAAGAUGAUUUGCAUAUCACUGAUGACUCAUCUGUCCCUGACACAAGGGUACACAUGUUUAAGGGGAAGAAAGCUGAGGUAAAUUCCCUCCUCUCAUGAUGAAAAAGAGCGGGAAUCUCCAGACAAGAGACUGCAGUUUCCCACAAAGGAUUCUCAGGCAGUAUCCUUUCCCCACUAGGGCCAGGAUAUGAUGGGAAUCUUCCCCUAGGGUGUCACGUUUGCCCAAAAGGUAGCCCUGACGUAACAGCUAUUCUCAGGGAUCCUGCAGAUAGCGUGCACAUUCUGGUACACUACUCAGACCGGCGAUUGUGUCGGCAUGGGUUUAUAGUGCUGUGGCAGCGCGGACAGGUACCUGAUCAGCAGAGAUUGAGACCCUAGUAUGUGUGUGUAUAUAUAUAUAUAUAUAUAUAUAUAUAUAUAUAUAUAUAUAUAUAUAUAUAUAUAUAUAUAGAGAGAGAGAUAUAUAGAGAGAGAUAUAUAUUAAAGAUGCUGUCUUAAGAGAUAUGUAUAUAUAAAACAUGCCCAAAGAGACAUGAGUAUACUGGGUCCUAGAGUCAAAGCUAUGUCGAUUUCUGCUUGACGUGUCCUGUAGAAUAUGCAAUGGACAGAUGAUGCCAACUUAAGAGGCAUAUGGAAGGCUGAGGAUUGUGUGGAGAAGGGUUCUCGGACCUGGUAUCCACAGCUAUAGCUGGUAAUUCUGAUAUUUUGCCUUAUAUUCCUGCACAGCCUAGGAAAGCACGACAUUAUCAAAUGCAGCCUUUCGAAUAAAGAAACAAGAAAGUCCGAGGUGCGUCCUUUCUUGCCAGAGGCGGGGGCAGAGUGAAGAAGCUGCACAACACAGCUAGUUCCCAGGAACAGAAGUCCUCCCCGGCCUCUACAAAAAUCCACUGCAUGUCGCUGGGGCUCCACAGGCGGAGCUAGGCCCGGUGGGGGCACGCCUUCGUAAGGUCAGCCACAAGUGGGUUCACUCCCUGUUAGAUCCCUGGGCAAUAGAUAUUGUGUCUCAGGGAUACAAGCUGGACUUUGAGAAGAUGCCCCCUCACCGACGGCCCUGCCGGCUUCCCCCCACGAGAGGGAAACAGUGUUAACUGCAAUUCACAAAUUGUAUCUUCAACAGGUGGUGGUCAAGGUUCCCCUCCUUCAAAAAGGAGGGGGGUAUUAUUCGACCAUGUUGUAGUCCCGAAACCAGACGGUUCGGUCAGACCCAUAUUGAAUUUAAAAUCCCUGAACAUAUACCUGAAAAGGUUCAAGUUCAAGAUGGAAUCGCUAAGAGCGGUCAUUGCAAGCCUGGAAGGGGGGGACUUUAUGGUGUCUCUGGACAUAAAGGAUGCAUACCUUCAUGUCCCCAUUUAUCCACCUUAUCAGGCGUACCUCAGAUUUGUGGUACAGGAUUGUCAUUACCAAUUCCAGACGUUGUCGUUUGGUCUCUCCACGGCACCGAGUAUAUUUACCAAGGUAAUGGUGGAAAUGAUGGUGCUCCUGCGAAAGCAAGGGGUCACAAUUAUCCCAUACUUGGACGAUCUCCUCCUAAAGGCAAGGUCCAGAGAGCAGUUGCUGAUCAGCGUAGCACGCUCUCGGGAAGUGUUACAACAGCACGGCUGGAUUCUAAAUAUCCCAAAGUCGCAGUUGAUUCCUACGACUCGCCUGCCCUUCCUGGGCAUGAUUCUGGACACAGACCAGAAGAGGGUCUAUCUCCCGAUGGAGAAGGCUCAGGAGCUCAUGACAUUGGUCAGAGGCCUAUUAAAACCAAAACAGGUGUCGGUGCAUCACUGCACGCGAGUCCUGGGAAAGAUGGUGGCAUCAUACGAGGCCAUUCCCUUCGGCAGGUUCCAUGCGAGGACCUUUCAAGGGGAUCUGUUGGAGAAGUGGUCCGGAACACAUCUACAGAUGCAUCGGCUGAUCACCCUAUCCCCAGGGCCAGGGUGUCUCUCCAGUGGUGGCUGCAGAGUGCUCACCUUCUAGAGGGCCGCAGAUUCGGCUUUCAGGACUGGGUCCUGGUGACCACGGAUGCAAGCCUCCGAGGGUGGGGGGGCAGUCACACAGGGAAGAAAUUUCCAAGGUCUGUGGUCAAGUCAGGAGACUUGUCUUCACAUAAAUAUCCUGGAACUAAGGGCCAUAUACAACGCCCUAAGUCAAGCGGAGACCCUGCUUCGCGGCCAAUCGGUGCUGAUUCAGUCAGACAACAUCACCGCAGUGGCUCAUGUAAACCGCAAAGGCGGCAUAAGGAGCAGGGUGGCGAUGGCGGAAGCCACCAGAAUUCUUCGCUGGGCGGAGAAUCACGUAAGAGCACUGUCAGCAGUGUUCAUUCCGGGAGUGGACAACUGGGAAGCAGACUUCCUCAGCAGGCACGACCUCCACCCGGGAGAGUGGGGACUUCAUCAAGAAGUCUUCACGCAGAUUGCAAGGCGGUGGGAACUGCCACAGGUGGACAUGAUGGCAUCCCGCCUCAACAAAAAGCUACAGAGAUAUUGCGCCAGGUCAAAAGACCCUCAGGCGAUAGCUGUAGACGCACUAGUGACACCGUGGGUGUUCCAGUCGGUUUAUGUAUUUCCUCCUCUUCCUCUCAUACCAAAGGUGCUGAGAAUCAUAAGAAAAAGAGGAGUGAGAACAAUACUCAUUGUUCCGGAUUGGCCAAGAAGGACUUGGUAUCCGGAUCUGCAAGAAUUGCUCACAGAGGACCCAUGGCCUCUACCUCUAAGACAGGACUUGCUGCAACAGGGGCCCUGUCUGUUCCAAGACUUACCGUGGCUGCGUUUGACGGCAUGGCGGUUGAACGCCGGAUCCUAGCGGAAAAAGGCUUUCCGGAUGAGGUAAUUCCUACGCUGAUUAAGGCUAGGAAGGACGUGACGGCUAAACAUUAUCACCGUCUAUGGCGAAAAUAUGUUGCUUGGUGUGAGGCCAGGAAUGCCCCUACGGAGGAAUUCCAGCUGGGCCGUUUCCUUCACUUCCUACAGUCGGGAGUGGCUUUGGGCCUGAAAUUGGGUUCCAUUAAGGUCCAGAUUUCGGCUCUAUCCAUUUUCUUUCAAAAAGAACUGGCUUCUCUUCCUGAAGUCCAGACGUUUGUAAAGGGAGUGCUGCAUAUUCAGCCCCCUUUUGUGCCUCCAGUGGCACCUUGGGAUCUUAACGUGGUGUUGAGUUUCCUGAAGUCACACUGGUUUGAGCCACUCAAAACCUUGGAGUUAAAAUUUCUCACGUGGAAGGUGGUCAUGCUAUUAGCCUUGGCGUCAGCUAGGCGUGUGUCAAAUUAACGGCUUUGUCACAUAAAAGCCCCUAUCUGGUUUUCCAUAUGGACAGGGCAGAAUUGCGGACCCGUCCACAAUUUCUGCCAGAAGUGGUGUCAUCCUUUCAUAUGAACCAACCUAUUGUGGUGCCUGUGGCUACUCGUGAUUUGGAGGAUUCCGAGUUACUAGAUGUGGUCAGGGCUUUGAAGGUUUAUGUAGCCAGAACGGCUAGAGUCAGGAAAACUGAGUCGCUGUUUAUCCUGUAUGCAUCCAACAAGCUGGGUGCUCCUGCUUCAAAGCAAACUAUUGCUCGCUGGAUCUGUAACACGAUUCAGCAGGCUCAUUCUGCAGCUGGAUUGCCGCUUCCAAAAUCAGUAAAAGCCCACUCCACAAGGAAGGUGGGCUCUUCUUGGGCGGCUGCCCGAUGGGUCUCGGCAUUACAGCUUUGCCGAGCAGCUACUUGGUCAGGUUCGAACACUUUUGCAAAGGUUUAAAAGUUUGAUACCCUGGCUGAGGAGGACCUUGUGUUUGCUCAUUCGGUGCUGCAGAGUCAUCCGCACUCUCCCGCCCGUUUGGGAGCUUUGGUAUAAUCCCCAUGGUUCUUACGGAGUCCCCAGCAUCCACUAGGACGUUAGAGAAAAUAAGAUUUUACUUACCGGUAAAUCUAUUUCUCGUAGUCAGUAGUGGAUGCUGGGCGCCCGUCCCAAGUGCGGACUUCUUCUGCAAUACUUGUAUAUAGUUAUUGCUUAAAUAAGGGUUCUGUUUGGUUGCAUCAGGGUUGAUCUGAUGCUCCGUUGUUGUUCAUACUGUUAACUAGGUAAGUUUAUCACAAGUUAUACGGUGUGACUGGUAUGAGUCUUGCCCUGGAUUCCAAAAUCCUUUCCUUGUACUGUCAGCUCUUCCGGGCACAGUUUCUCUAACUGAGGUCUGGAGGAGGGACAUAGAGGGAGGAGCCAGAGCACACCAGAAUCCAAAUUCUUUCUUAAAGUGCCCUGUCUUCUGCGGAGCCCGUCUAUUCCCCAUGGUCCUUACGGAGUCCCCAGCAUCCACUACGGACUAACGUAUACUUUGAAAGGCUAUAAAAGAAAUAUAAUGGGAUUUUGUUUGCCUGUAUGAGUAUUUUAAUGUUUAAGUUAUAAUUAUCUCGUUAAAAACUAAACUUGGCAUUAGGUAUAAUUUUGCCUGCCAGAGGAGCAUUUUCAUAUGUGUAUUUCUAUGUGUAUGUGCAGAUUUCCAAUUACACAUAGGGGUAUAUGCAAUUGCGGUCGAAUUCCCGAAAUUGUCGAAUUUCAAGUCAUUUUCGACCAAAAAAAAAAAUCGCCUAUGCAAUUCAGUGCUUUCCGACCAAAAAACGGACUUUCAAAAUUCGACUUUUUGAAAUUCGAAUUUUUGCAAAUUCGACUUUUCUGCAAUGAUACAAGUGCUGCAAUUCGACCAAAGCAUAUUCAAUUCAAGUUUGGAAAUUCGACAGCAGUGCUUUUAGACAGCAAAUUCGUCAUUUUCAAUCCACCACACUUUGGAGGGUGAAAACAAAUAAAAAAAUUUUAAACGUU